This is a messenger RNA of Panicum hallii, 709 nucleotides long. Its product is annotated as protein FATTY ACID EXPORT 5-like. The record is from RefSeq and is a predicted model, not a curated record. Gene Ontology annotation, cellular component: membrane. Bases 82 to 456 code for a protein of 124 amino acids. Lineage: Eukaryota; Viridiplantae; Streptophyta; Magnoliopsida; Poales; Poaceae. The transcript has 3 exons.
GAAACAACCAACCGCGGAGAGGAGACUCGGGAGCACGAGGGGAUCCCGAGCACGAGAGGCGAAGGAGAGGGCGGCGUCAGCAUGGAGGACUUCUACGUCACGAUCCCCUACGGCCUGGUGGUCCUCGCCGGUGGCGUCGCCGGCUACCUCAAGCGCGGGAGCGCCGCCUCGCUGGCCGCGGGGGUAGGAUUCGGCGCGGCGCUGCUCCUCGCCGGCGCGCUCAGCGCCUGGGCCUUCGCGCACGGCGGGGGUGGCGCCGGCGCUGUCUUCGGCACCGUCCUCCAGAUCGUUUGUGCUGUGGUAUUAACUGUUGUCAUGGGAGUAAGAUAUGUCAAAACAAGAAAGAUAAUGCCCGCUGGAAUUAUUGCUGCUAUCAGUGCAAUCGUGUUGAUAUUUUACGUGUACAAGGUAUCAACUGGUGGUAACAAGGUUUACAUCCCGGUGAGUGCCGAGUGAGUCAGCUGGAGACGGGGUCUUCAAGUGUGGUGUACAUGCUGUUUCAGUGGGCAAUUAACCGUGAAGACAACAAAAUCAUCUCUAUUGUCAUGAUGCGCCCAUCAAUUGUAUUCUAGUGAGGCAAACACUGCCCCAGAAAAAGAUUAUCUCAGCUGUCAUGAUGUGCCCAUCAAUUGUACUCUAGUGAGGCCAACACUGUAUUACACACUAUCAUUCACUAGUUCACUAAUAUUAAACAUUGUCCUUUGCUGCA